Molecule: messenger RNA, 410 nt
Organism: Thamnophis sirtalis
Lineage: Eukaryota; Metazoa; Chordata; Lepidosauria; Squamata; Natricidae
Source: RefSeq, a predicted model, not a curated record
AGCAAGACUCAGCCAUGGCAGAAGGCAAAACAGGAGGUGCCGGCCUGUUUGCCAAGCGGGUUCAAAAGCAGUUCAGCCGAGCUCAAGAAAAGGUUCUACAGAAACUGGGGAAAACCGUGGAAACAAAAGACGAACAAUUUGAACAAAGUGCCUAUAAUUUCCAGCAGCAGCAGAUUGAAGGGCAAAAACUCUACAAAGAGCUGAAGGCUUUCCUCAUUGCUGUGAAAGAGCAAUGAUCUUUUAUGGGAAGAUUAUGAGGAAAAACUGGCAGACCAAGCGAUCAGGACCAUGGACAACUACUUGAGUCAGUUCAAUGAAAUUAAAGCUGAAGAGGAGUUCUAUAAAGCCCAAACUGUCUUCGAGGAACUCAAUAAAGAACUACGAGAAGAACUGCCGGUCCUUUACAACAG